UACUCUGCCAACUCAAGCUGCGUUGUCGUUAUUGUUCGCCGCCUAUCUCACCAUGGCUAUUGACGACGUAGGUCUCUCUAACAAACAGCAAGCCUUCAAGCACGAGCACGGCCGUCGCUAUCGAGCGAACGACAAUGCGUACUUCUUCCCCGCCAACGAAAAGGAGUACAAUCGUCUUGACCUCCAGCAUCUCUCCCUGCGGAUGCUCACCGACAAUAAGUCCGCCUUAGCGCCACUACCAGAGGGAUCAUUGAGGGUGCUUGAUCUCGGCAUCUGGGCCAAAGAGUUCAUCGACGAGUAUCCGCAGGCAACAGUUGUCGGAGUUGACCUUUCCUUUCCCGAGGGGCAGGGUUUCGAAGAUGAACGCCUUGAACGCAGAGUAGAAAAUUCGGAAGCGAAUUAGUCUACCCUUCCUCCGGUCGGGUGAGCA
Molecule: messenger RNA, 430 nt
Organism: Baudoinia panamericana UAMH 10762
Lineage: Eukaryota; Fungi; Ascomycota; Dothideomycetes; Mycosphaerellales; Teratosphaeriaceae
Exons: 1
Coding region: 53-403 (116 amino acids)
Source: RefSeq, a predicted model, not a curated record